Molecule: messenger RNA, 210 nt
Organism: Triticum turgidum subsp. durum (durum wheat)
Lineage: Eukaryota; Viridiplantae; Streptophyta; Magnoliopsida; Poales; Poaceae
Source: the annotation of a GenBank genome assembly
AUGGGUACCUUGCUUGGUUAUAGUGCUCAGGGCGCUUGCAAGUUUGGGUUCUACAAGUUCUUUACGAAGACCUACUCAGAUAUGGCUGGGCCUGACAACGCCGUGAAGUACAAGACCCUAAUUUACCUUGCAGGUUCAACUUCUGCUGAGGUAAUUUCUGAUAUCACUCUGUGCCCCUUUGAAGCUGUCAAGCAAACAACCAGACAGUAA